This is a messenger RNA of Lethenteron reissneri (Far Eastern brook lamprey), 5257 nucleotides long. RefSeq names its product P2Y purinoceptor 6-like. Gene Ontology annotation, biological process: G protein-coupled receptor signaling pathway. Gene Ontology annotation, molecular function: G protein-coupled receptor activity. Lineage: Eukaryota; Metazoa; Chordata; Hyperoartia; Petromyzontiformes; Petromyzontidae. Gene Ontology annotation, cellular component: plasma membrane. The record is from RefSeq and is a predicted model, not a curated record.
AUCUUGACUCCGCUGGUACCGGUCAUCGGCAAGUCCACUCAGCUCCAUCAUCGCUACCACCACCAUCGUCGCCAACACUACCACCAUUACUGCAUCACAUCUACACCAUCACCAGCAGCAGUGCCACUACCAUCACCUAAACCACAAUACACAUCCAUCGUCACCACCAUUGUAUCUAUAUUCACCACCACCACCACCACCAAAGAUCCCAUCCCAUCACCACUACCAUCAGCAAAACCACAAAUCCAUCACCACCACCACUACUAAAUCUAUCACCACCACUCUAUCUAUAAUCACCACCACUACUAUAUCAACAACACCACCAAAUAUCCACACUCCCCACCACUACCACCACCCGCAAUGACUUCCACCAUCCACCUCCUCAACCCAUCCUCCGCAACCGCCACAACCGUCGCAUCCCCGUUCACCACCAACGACAUCAACGACAUCAACGACAUCAACAUGAACAGCAGCGGCGGCGGCAGGAGGACUUGCCUGUACCGUGAGGCCUACAAGCACAUCCUGUUGCCCGCUGUCUACAGCGUCGUCUUCGUGCUCGCCCUCGCCCUCAACGGCUCCGUCCUCUACCUCUGCGCCUUCCGCACCGAGCGCCGACGCUGGAGCGCCAACCUUGUCUACCUCGCCAACCUGGCGGCUGCCGACCUCCUCUACGCCUGCUCGCUGCCCCUGCUGGUGCUGAACUACGCGUGGCGCGACCGUUGGCCUUUCGGCGACGCGGCCUGUCGCGCCGUACGCUUCGUCUUCUACGCCAACCUCUACGGCAGCGUCGCCUUCCUUGCCGCCAUCAGCCUCAACCGCUACCUCGGCGUCUGCCACCCGCUCCGUUUCGGCGGCCUGCGGGGCAGCCGGGCGGCCGCCCGCAUUUCGUUGGCCGCGUGGCUCGCCGUGGCGGUCGAGACGGCGCCGACGGCGGCGUUCGCUCGCUCCGGGGUCCUGCGCGGACGCGCCGUCUGCUACGACCUGACGAGCCCGGAGAACUUCGCCGCCUACUUCCCCUACGGCGUGGCGCUCACCGCCGUGGGCUUCGCCGUGCCGUUCGCUGUCAUCGCCGCGUGCUACGUCGCCAUCGUGCGCGCGCUGGUGCGCCGGCGCAGGUCCAGGGUUUGCCAGAUGCGGCACGGUGCCGGUGCCGGUGCCGGCGGUGGUGGCGGCGGCGAAGUGAAGAGGGCGGGCGGCCGCUCGUUCAGGCUCAUCGCCGUCGUGUGCCUGAGCUUCGCCGUCUGUUUCCUGCCCUUCCACGUGACGCGCAUGGUGUACCUCUUUGUCAAAAUGUACGGCGGCGGUGGCGGCGGUGGCGACAGCGGCGGCGGCGGUGGUAAUUACACCGCGGCCGUCGUCGGGGGUGGUAAUUACACCAUCGUCGGCGGCGGCGGCGACGAGUCGUCGUGCGAGCUCGUGCAGACCGUGUCGACCAUCUACAAGGCGACUCGGCCCCUCGCCAGCCUCAACUGCUGCAUCAACCCGGUGCUCUACUUCCUGUCGGGCGACUACUACAGGCGUGGGGGAGCCGCACACUGGGGCUGCUGCGGCGGCGGCGGCGGCGGAACGGUGGUGCCGGCGUCCACCGCGGGAGGGUCGCGCGACGCUGAGCCGUCCAACACCGACACGGUGGUGACGGCGGUGGUGGCCGUGGAAAGGCGCUAGCUAGGAGCGGCGAUUAGCCGCUCACGGCCGCCACCCACACCGUUGACGACGAAUAUCUUGAUCAGGUCCCCGAGUGGGUGCGUUAGUGAGUGAGUGCGUGGGUCAGUGGGUAUAUGAGUGAGUGAGUGGGUACGUGGGCGAGUGGGUAUAUGAGUGUGUGAUUGGGUGCGUGAGUGGGUGAGUGAGUGAGUGAGUGGGUGAGUGGGUAUAUGAGUGGGUGAUUGGGUGCGUAAGUGAGUGGGUGCGUGAGUGAGUGGGUGAGUGGGUGCGUGGGUGAGUGGGUGAUUGGGUGCAUGAGUGAGUGGGUGAGUGAGGGGGUGAGUGAGUGGGUGCGUGGGCUAAUGGGUAUAUGAAUGGGUGAUUGGAUGCGUGAGUGAAUGAGUGAGUGGGUGAGUGGGAAUAUGAGUGGGUGAUUGGGUGCGUGAGCGAGUGGGUGGGUGAGUGAGUGGGUGCGUGGAUGAAUGAGUAUAUGAGUGGGUGAUUUGGUGCGUGGGUGAGUGAGUGUAGGUGGGGACAGGCGUCUAUGACAUCUCCUUGCCAAACCCCAUUUGCCGGAGCCGGGAUACUGAAUCCUUACCCUCGGGGUUCCUCCAGAAAUGGCUAAAAGCCACUGCGAGUGGCCACUUGGAAUGUUUGAAUGCUGCAAAGAGAGGUUGCCAGACCUCUCGGGAGUGGGACUGGUACCGCCUGAAUCUUUGCGGUAUUCAGGAGGUCCGGUGGACCGGCUCUGGCUCCAGCCACCACGAGGGGUGGACAGUCCUCUACUCGGGGGAGGAGACUGCCAAACAACAGGGAGUGACUCUUCUUCUGAACAAAAUAAUGAAGGGGGUGUGGGAGCGUGGCAGUGAGGUGUGGGAAGCUGGAAGCCCCAGGCUACUUUUGGCUCGCCUUCCCAUCAACCAGAGGCAAGGAGUGGUGGUGGUGGUUACUUAUGCCCCCACCGAAAAUUAAUAUAAGUGGAGGGAUGCAGGCAAGGCCGAUGAGUCAGAUGCCUUCUAUGACCUCUUUCACAGGUGCGAGCUAAAGUGGCCCCUCGGGAUAGAGUCAUCUUGUUGGGUGACUUCAAUGUCCGAGUGGGUCAUGAUGCUGGCUCCUGGUCUGGAGUGAUUGGAAGGCAUGGGCCAGAUCAGCUCAAUAACAACGGUAGGAGGCUGGUAGACUUCUGUGCAGCCCAUAGGCUUGUAAUUACCAACACGUUGUUCCGGCAUUAGCACAUCCAAACAACAUCAUGGAUGCAUACCGGGUCCAAGCAAGAACAUCUGCUGGACUACAUAGUGACGGAACAGCAGAUGCGGGCCCAUGUCCUUGACACCAGGACCUACCGUGGAGCUGAUCUUCCCACUGACCAUCGACUUGUCAUCUGUAAGAUGCGCAUGCCUUUCUUCCACUCCGGUGGUGGGUUGCACAUAUAUUUGUAUAUGCAUGUGUGUAUAUCUAUGUAUGUGUGGAGCGGUAGUGUUGAGGUUAGCAUGCGGCACUACAAACCCGGCAACCUGAGUUCAAUUCCCCCUCACGGCCCACACCAUUGACGAUUAACAGAACCAGUCUUGGGCCUCCCCUAGGUCGACUCAGCCUUAAAUUAAUAUCUGUCUGUGGUGUGCAUACAUCGCCACAAGGGAGACAAAGGCGGCCAAGCGUGGUGCUGAGACCACUCAACUUUUUGUGCUUCGUGCAGGCCUUCAUAGGUGCUCGCUAACAGCACUUGCCCCAACAGUUUGUCCAAGCUAUUAGUGGGAUCUUUGCCUUUAUAUGUGUACGUGUCUGUAUAUGUUCGUAUGCAUGUGUGUAUGUGUGUAUGUGCUGUAUGUGUAUAUGCAUGCAUGUGUAGAGUAUAUAAAGUGUAUGCGUGUACGGGCGUCGCUCGCAUAAUGCAUCACACGCGUUCCUGAAAAAACAGCGUUGUAUGAAGCUAACGUUCCCAUAGGCAUACAUGAUACACGGGGGGGAUGCGAACCCCGAAGAAUAACACUGGUCAACACACUUUUUCUGGCAUAAGGUAUUCCAACGGUUUUAAGGUAAUUUUGGGGUGCUGAUUCCAAAUCUGGCAUCAGUUUUUGUCUAUUACAUCAUCAGGUUUUUGAGAUAUCAAAUAUUGCAUUUUCAAUAAAAACUGCAGAAGAAAAAUAUUAAAUAAAUGUGGAUAUCUACAUAAAAUGAUAUUAUAAACACACUAUCCAAAAAAUACAGCACCAUAUUUUAACACUAAAGCAGUCACUGACUCGCAACAACUUGCAAUCAUAAGUGACAGAGUUAAUUACGAUUAAAAUCAAUGAAAAUGGGGUAUGCCGAUAGCAUAAAAAUGAUGUGAUAGAGCAAAUCUGAGAUCCGAUUUGGAAUCAGCACCCUGAAAUUAGUCUAGAACAGCUGCAAAAGUCCAGGCCAGAAUUUUUUUUUUGUUGACCAGUGUAAUUGAGUAUCAUUUCAUUGUUUUAUCCCUGGAUUUACAACAUCCGUAGACACGUAAUGCUUAAUACGAAUAUUAACCUUACAUACAUAACGUAAUAAGGAGUUUUGUAACAAACCAAACAAUAAUUAAAAUUUAAAAGAUUGCUACUUGCAAAGAUUUCUUCAUAAGGAGCAACUUCAGUCAUUUGCAUCGGUAGCCAGUUACAUUGAUCAGUCCCAUCAGUCGCCAGUUACAUUGAUCACUUGCAUAAAUAUCCAGUCACAUUGAUCACUAACUGACCCACUCACUCACAGACUCACGCAUUCACCCACCCAAAAUACUCAAUUGCCCACCCACUCGCUCACCUACACACUCACUCACCCACUCUCUCAAUCACUCACCCACUCUCUCAACCACUCACUCACCCACUCACUCACUCACCCACUCACUCAACCACGCACUCACUCACCCACUCACCCGUGUACUCACCCACCCACACACUCACUCACCCAUGCACUCACCCACCCACGCACUCACUCAACCACUCACUUAUCCACCCACUCACCCACGCGCUCACCCACUCACUGACUUAACCACUCACCCACCCACACACUCACUCACCCACUCACCCAUGUACUCACCCACCCACACACUCACUCACCCACUCACCCAUGCACUCACUCACCCACACUCCCACUCACUCACCCAUGCACUCACCCACCCACGAACUCACUCAACCACUCACUUAUCCACCCACUCACUCACCCACGCGCUCACCCACACACUUCAGAAGGCAGGAGUGUAUUUCCCGGCGAGUACAGCCCGCAGAGCUCAGGAUCUCUUUUUCAAGGGGUGGCUACUCGACUGGCAGACAGCAACCAAAGCAGUCCCACAAGUUCACGGAUUUAAAAUAACAAGUCAGCAGAGUAGACCGUCAAUUAUCCGCGCCAAUGACGGUCACGGAAUAAUAAUUCAAAAUCGCGAAAAAUCCAAACAUUAUAACCAUUAUCCCGCGGAUCUAUUACGCCAAAAACCCCCACUGAUAACACAUUCCUGCGGAGGGAGCUGGUAGGAACGUUGGGUUGCUCGGUCAAUGGCCUGCAGGGUCAACGGCGGCGUGGUGUAUUCCGCAAAUAUGCCCGACUGUGAGGGCGGGCACAAGCCGGCGUGAGUAGGUUAAACGUUGAGUUUUAUAAGGGCACCACG